AGAUGCGGAGGACUGCCUAUUCUGCUCUUGGCUGUGCAUGUGAUCUCGGAACCCAAAGCAGCUGAUCCCUCAAGGAAGCCGUGUCUGACAGAGGAGAACUCUCCUCAAGUCUUCUACCCUCUGCCUCCCUCAUUUCUCUUUCUAUUUAGUUUGGUGGGAGAUUGAUCUAUUUCCCAGAAUUGAAUCAUGAAGCUUAGUCUCGUUAAAUUGAGUCUUCAUAAAUGCAAAGAGUUCACAAAGUACCUCAACUUCAUUUGUUCACUGUUAAAGGAGCCCUGACUACCAGGCACACUUCUGUUGUUGAAGGGGUUCCUCAUAAUGACAUGGAAUAUGGCUAGUUUGUGAUGAAGACAACUUAGCAGGUGUGGUAGCUGCUGCUGCUGAAGAUGUUAGGACACAGCUGGACUUGCUGAGGGAGGCGAAAGGGUGGCAGGAGGCAGAAGCUGGAGUCUCUCAAGGGGUUCUGGUGCCAGGCCUCCCAUAAGAAACCAUGAUCACCCUGAUAACUGAGCAGCUACAGAAACAGAGCUUGGAGGAACUGAAAUGCACAUCCUUCAGCAUCAGCCUGCCUUUGCCUGAUCAUGCUGAUGUGGCCAGCUGUGGCAGCCCCUUCCAGAUAGCGCCUGAGGGAGCUUCAUGGAGGGACUUGGCUCCCUGUCCAAAGAUCCAUCUUCAAGACAGCAGAGAUCUUUACCAACACUCCAGCUUGAGCCUUCCCCUGCCCCCCUGCAGCCCAGACAACAGCCCUCAGAACAGCCUCACAUCCCAAACACUGGCCUCCAACCCACUAGUCGCAGAAAAGGCUUCUGUGCCCCCCACCAAAAGACACUGCCGUUCACUCUCGGUGCCUGAAGACCUCUCCCGUUGGCAGGCUGUCUGGAGGCCCCUGGGCUCCAAAGUCUGGACGCAUAUAAAACGUCGGGACAACAGUGGAGGGGACACUUUGGCAGUACGGCCUCAGAACCUGGCCCAGAGAGCCAAUAGACCUUCCUUCAGCCCUGCCCCCAGUGCCUCUCAUCAGUGUGUUCAAGAUGGUGCUGGUGGUGGCAGGAGCCCACCUUUCUUCAGUCUGGCCCUUUCUCGAGAAUCCCCAGCAAGUGUACCAUGGGAGACUGGAGAGACAUUACAGCCCUACCCUUUGCAACGGCGUUUCUCCCUGUCACCUGUCAGAUUCUUGCCCUCCCCACGAAGCUCUACUACUUCCACACCAGAGCUGCUUCGACACCAGCACAGCCUGCCUCGCAGCCGCUCACAACCCUGUGACCUGGACACCAGGAAAUGUGGUCUCAAGCGGCGCCAUGAUGAGGACGUGAGAUGGCACAGGCCCUCACUUGAUUUCUACAAGAUGAAUCAGAAACCAUUUGCAGGAGGUGUAUGUCAGUUAGACAGAUCUGAAGAAGGUGGCUAUCCAUCAUGGCUCUUGGCUUGCAGCCCACAAGCACCCUCUGCUCCAUGCAGUCCCAUCAGCAAUUGCAUUCAGGUGCUUAGUGAAAGUGAGGAGGAAGAAGAAGCAGCAGCAGCAGAAGCAGCAAGGCGAUUAAAUUGGAACUUAGCCAGCAAAAGAACACUCUUCCAACCAGACUUUAGCGAUCUGGAUCUGACUUUGAUUGAGGAGAACUAGGGGUUGCAAGCUUCUUUGAAAAACUGACUCUGGUAUUGGCAGCAGGGGAAGGCUGCACUCUAGGACAAGGGCAGUGGGAGCAGGGUGGGUGUGGAGGGGAAAGUGGUACUGGGGCUGAAGGGGUUUUGUCUGCUUGUUUCUUUUGUAUUAAAAGAAAAAAGAAAAAAAGGGAAAUUGCUACAUGAAUUGUUAUGUUUCUGGGGGUGGGGUGAUGGAAGCCCUGUUGAGAAAUGAAUGAGAGAGAACUUUAAUAGUAGUGCUGAUUCUUCCCCACAAGUGUGUCUACCAUUAGCAAGCCCCUCAGACUUGCAAUGUGCAGAAACCAUUUCCCCUCAGAGUAUUUUUUUUAAGUGUUUCACAGAGCUCUCUUCAGAUUUCAGAUUCUUUCACUGGCAAGACCAAAGUGGUUGAAAUAAAUAGGUAUCUAUUUUAAGAAUUUAAAAGACAGGCUUAACAGCUCCUUCUUGUUGCAGAGCAUGGAAAAUGAUCCUUUCCUCAAACAUUUUCUUUUAUUUGAUGACCCUGAUUCUUUAUUGGCUGUUUGAACAGUAUCUUUUGCUCUUGCAUUUUGU
Hemicordylus capensis (graceful crag lizard) is the source of this 2193-nucleotide messenger RNA. RefSeq names its product family with sequence similarity 53 member C (gene FAM53C). Gene Ontology annotation, cellular component: nucleus. Gene Ontology annotation, biological process: protein import into nucleus. Lineage: Eukaryota; Metazoa; Chordata; Lepidosauria; Squamata; Cordylidae. The record is from RefSeq and is a predicted model, not a curated record. The coding region runs from base 491 to 1621 and encodes 376 amino acids. The transcript has 5 exons.